This is a messenger RNA of Grus americana (Whooping crane), 3447 nucleotides long. RefSeq names its product DNA methyltransferase 3 alpha (gene DNMT3A). Gene Ontology annotation, cellular component: cytoplasm; nucleus. The coding region runs from base 347 to 3151 and encodes 934 amino acids. The transcript has 23 exons. The record is from RefSeq and is a predicted model, not a curated record. Gene Ontology annotation, biological process: negative regulation of DNA-templated transcription. Gene Ontology annotation, molecular function: DNA (cytosine-5-)-methyltransferase activity. NCBI's taxonomy places the organism in Eukaryota, Metazoa, Chordata, Aves, Gruiformes, Gruidae.
CUGCGCUCGGCGCGGCCCGGCAGGCGCUAGGACCGCGCGGCGGGCGGGCGGCGGGCGGCGCGGCUCGGUGCUGCAGUGGAGGCGGCGGCGCUGCGGGAGGAGGCCUCGCCGGGCAGCGCAGCGGCGGCGGCGGCUCGGCACGGCUCGGCACGGCGCGCCGGGCCCGCACCGGCCCAGGGGCAGGAGGAUCCAGGCAGGCGGCGGGACGCAGGGGCUGGCCGCUGCGGCGGGCGACGGCUCCCCGACCCCCUCCUCGGUGCAGAGAGCCGGAGCGCGGCGGCGGCGGCGGGGUCCGCUUUGGUGCUGAAGAGGCGACGGUCCCAGGCGCCCGCCCUCGCUCCCCACCAUGCCGUCCAGCGGGACCCUCGACGCCAGCAGCCCCGCGCCGGACCGCGAAGCGCUUGACACGCACAAGGGGGAAGAGGAGCCCGAGGAGAACCAGAGCAAGGAGGAGAAGCAGGAGCCGGGGACGCCCAUGAGGAAAGCCGGGCGGCCCGGGCGGAAGCGCAAGCAUGCCCAGGUGGAAAGCAGUGACACCCCCAAAGACAUCGCGGCCAUCCCCAAGUGCCCCCCGCCCUGCCCGGAGGCCAGCCCCGCCGAGCCGCUGCCCAACGGGGACGUGGAGGGGGACGGCGCCCAGUGGAAGGGCGCGGAGGAGGGCGGCGCGAGCCCCAAGGGCGGGCGCCCCGAGGAGGACGAGACGGAGAGCCUGCCGGACGGCGAGACGGGCCGGGCGCUGGAGAACGGCCGCUGCACCCCCAAGGAGGGCCUGGACGCCCCGGCCGAUGAGGGUGAGCUGGCCCCUUCCGACCCCCAGAAGAAACGCGGGAGGAGGAAACUCCUGGAGGCCGCAGAGAAAAGCAAGGAAGAGAAGGAGGAGAACAACUUCGACACCCUGAAAAUGGAGGGCUCCCGCGGGCGGCUGCGCGGCGGGCUGGGCUGGGAGUCGAGCCUGCGGCAGCGGCCCAUGCAGCGGCACACCUUCCAGGCCGGGGACCCCUACUACAUCAGCAAGAGGAAACGGGACGAGUGGCUGGCCCGCUGGAAGAGGGAGGCGGAGAAGAAGGCGAAGGUGAUCGCCGUGAUGAACGUGGUGGAGGAGACGCCGCGGGCCGAGCCCCAGAAGGAGGAGGAGGCCAGCCCCCCCGCUUCGCAGCAGCCCACCGACCCCGCCUCGCCCAACGUGGCCACCACGCCUGAGCCAGUGGUGGCCGACGCCAUCGACAAGAACGCCUCCAAGUCAGCCGACGACGAGCCCGAGUACGAGGACGGCCGGGGCUUCGGCAUCGGGGAGCUGGUGUGGGGCAAGCUGCGCGGCUUCUCCUGGUGGCCCGGCCGCAUCGUGUCCUGGUGGAUGACGGGCCGGAGCCGGGCGGCCGAGGGCACCCGCUGGGUGAUGUGGUUUGGGGACGGCAAGUUUUCGGUGGUCUGCGUGGAGAAGCUCCUGCCGCUCAGCUCCUUCGCCAGCGCCUUCCACCAGGCCACCUACAACAAGCAGCCCAUGUACCGCAAAGCCAUCUACGAGGUGCUGCAGGUGGCGAGCAGCAGAGCAGGGAAGAUCUUCCCAGCGUGCCCCGAGAACGAUGAGACGGACACCUCCAAGGUGGUGGAGAUCCAGAACAAGCAGAUGAUUGAGUGGGCCCUGGGUGGCUUCCAGCCCUCCGGCCCCAAGGGCCUGGAGCCCCCCGAAGAGGAGCGAAACCCCUACAAAGAAGUUUACACGGAGAUGUGGGUAGAGCCGGAAGCAGCUGCCUACGCACCGCCCCCACCCGCCAAAAAACCCAGGAAAAGCACAACAGAGAAGCCCAAGGUCAAGGAGAUCAUCGACGAGCGCACCCGAGAGCGGCUCGUUUACGAGGUCCGGCAGAAAUGCAGGAACAUCGAAGACAUCUGCAUCUCCUGCGGGAGCCUCAACGUGACCCUGGAGCACCCUCUAUUUAUCGGAGGAAUGUGCCAAAACUGCAAGAACUGCUUCUUGGAGUGCGCGUACCAGUACGACGACGACGGCUACCAGUCCUACUGCACCAUCUGCUGCGGCGGCCGCGAGGUGCUCAUGUGCGGCAACAACAACUGCUGCAGGUGCUUCUGUGUGGAGUGCGUGGACCUGCUGGUGGGCCCGGGGGCGGCGCAGGCGGCCAUCAAGGAGGACCCCUGGAACUGCUACAUGUGCGGCCACAAGGGCGUCUACGGGCUGCUGCGGCGGCGGGAGGACUGGCCCUCGCGCCUCCAGAUGUUCUUCGCCAACAACCACGACCAGGAGUUUGACCCACCCAAGGUGUACCCACCGGUGCCAGCUGAGAAGAGGAAGCCCAUCCGGGUGCUCUCGCUCUUCGACGGCAUCGCCACAGGCCUGCUGGUGCUGAAGGACCUGGGCAUCCAGGUGGACCGCUACAUCGCCUCCGAGGUGUGCGAGGACUCCAUCACCGUGGGCAUGGUGAGGCACCAGGGCAAGAUCAUGUACGUCGGGGACGUCCGAAAUGUCACCCAGAAGCACAUACAGGAGUGGGGGCCCUUCGACCUGGUGAUCGGGGGCAGCCCCUGCAACGACCUCUCCAUCGUCAACCCGGCCAGGAAGGGGCUCUACGAGGGCACCGGGCGGCUCUUCUUCGAGUUCUACCGCCUGCUGCACGAAGCCCGGCCCAAGGAGGGCGACGACCGGCCCUUCUUCUGGCUCUUCGAGAACGUGGUGGCCAUGGGGGUGAGCGACAAGAGGGACAUCUCACGCUUCCUGGAGUCCAACCCCGUCAUGAUUGAUGCCAAAGAAGUGUCUGCAGCGCACAGGGCACGGUACUUCUGGGGGAACCUUCCCGGGAUGAACAGGCCACUCGCGUCCACAGUCAACGAUAAGCUGGAGCUGCAGGAGUGCCUGGAGCACGGCAGGAUAGCAAAGUUCAGCAAAGUGCGAACUAUCACCACUCGCUCCAACUCCAUCAAGCAGGGCAAGGACCAGCAUUUCCCCGUCUUCAUGAACGAGAAGGAGGACAUCCUGUGGUGCACGGAGAUGGAGAGGGUCUUUGGCUUCCCGGUGCAUUACACAGACGUGUCCAACAUGAGCCGCCUGGCCCGGCAGAGACUGCUCGGCAGAUCCUGGAGCGUGCCGGUGAUCCGCCACCUCUUCGCUCCCCUGAAGGAAUACUUUGCCUGCGUUUAAGAGAGACAGACGGGAACUGGUGACACGGAGCGAGUCAGAAACAAAACCAAGGAAAGAGAAGUGAAAACACGGAAUGAGAGAAGAGUCAGCACCCAGAAGAGAGACGGGAUUUCGCAGCCCAACGGGAACCCGGCAUACGUCUCCCCGAGCAAAAGGGUUCGGUGUCCUCUCCUGAAUUUCCAAUGUUCAGCUUUUAGCCUAUUUAAAAAAAAAAACACAAAAAAAACCAACGAAAAUGACAAAAAAACCACAAAACAAAAACGAAACGAAAAAAAAAAGCAAAUGAAAAACCAAAA